Messenger RNA from Nezara viridula (southern green stink bug), 627 nucleotides. The record is from the annotation of a GenBank genome assembly. Lineage: Eukaryota; Metazoa; Arthropoda; Insecta; Hemiptera; Pentatomidae.
AUGGCCAAAACUUACGAUUAUUUGUUUAAAUUGCUCUUAAUCGGAGAUUCUGGAGUUGGCAAAACGUGUAUACUCUUCAGGUUUUCGGAAGAUGCCUUUAACUCAACCUUUAUAUCCACAAUUGGGAUCGACUUCAAAAUAAGGACAAUUGAAUUAGAUGGUAAGAAAAUUAAAUUACAAAUAUGGGACACAGCUGGACAAGAACGCUUUAGGACAAUAACUACAGCAUAUUACCGUGGUGCAAUGGGAAUAAUGCUUGUUUAUGAUAUUACAAAUGAAAAGAGCUUUGAUAAUAUUAAGAACUGGAUUAGGAAUAUUGAAGAAAAUGCCUCUGCUGAUGUUGAAAAGAUGCUUUUGGGCAACAAAUGUGACUUCCCUGAGAAAAGACAGGUUUCCAAGGAACGAGGUGAACAGCUAGCGAUAGAAUAUGGAAUUAAGUUCAUGGAAACCAGCGCAAAAGCUUCCAUCAAUGUCGACGAAGCCUUUUUUUCGCUUGCUAGAGACAUAAAAACAAAAACAGAGAAGAAACUUGAGGCAAGCAACCCGCCGAAAGGAGGCCACCAAUUGAAAUCUUACGAACCUAGUAGGAAGCAGACGAACUGGCUGUCCAAGUGUACCAUACUCUGA